Cotesia glomerata is the source of this 1359-nucleotide messenger RNA. RefSeq names its product SRR1-like protein. NCBI's taxonomy places the organism in Eukaryota, Metazoa, Arthropoda, Insecta, Hymenoptera, Braconidae. Gene Ontology annotation, cellular component: cytoplasm; nucleus. Bases 88 to 921 code for a protein of 277 amino acids. Gene Ontology annotation, biological process: microtubule-based process. The transcript is spliced from 3 exons. The record is from RefSeq and is a predicted model, not a curated record.
AGAUUAUCGAGCAAACGUCCACUCCGUGUUCCGAACCAACUGUGCUUAUUGUACAUACAACAUAUAAUACGUAACAUAUAUAAAAAUAUGCCUGGACUAGAUGAGUUCCAAGUUGUCAGAAGAAGAAGACCUGCACGUCGUCGCCGGAUAAUUCCAUUGCUUCCGGGUGAAGUCCUGGACGCUCCUGAAAUAAACACGGAGCAGUUAAUACGCUCGAUUCUCGAUGCCGUGAUAGUCCUGCGUAACUCGCCUUACCGGCAAACACUCUACGAUGGUUUAUCGGAAACACUCUCGAUAUUAGAUCGUGACGCAAUACCAGAAAUAGUUUGCUACGGUUUGGGAAAUUUUUCACAAUGCCGUUCUUCGAAGCACCAGCUUGCGGCAUUACUCACCAUUAAAUCCCGCUAUAAGAGCCAAGUCUUCAUUUACGACCCGGUAUUUUAUCCCCAAGAAUUGGAAGUGCUUAAAAUAUUAGGGCUAUCGAUUAUUCCCAACAAUGAACAGGCCGUGAGACCGGUCAACGACGACACACUGACUUUAUUUUACAUGCCGCACUUGUUUAAGGGAUUGAUCGCCAAUUGCAUCUACGCAAACUGGGGCGCUGAUCUGAAUAAUUGUAUAUUGGUAACAAACAGCUUUAAAACUAUGGUCGACGAUUUUAACAGUGGAAUCGGUUUAGACGCAGUUGACGAUCCCGGGUACCCUGAGGCUCUUCAGCUGAUUAAGAAAGCCGCUACUCUCGCUCAUGAGAUUGUUCUUGAUGAGUCUUUUGACGAUGAUCAACAUUAUAUGGCUAACGCAUUUAAUUCUACUUCCAUUCAUCUUUUCACUAAGUCACGGCUCGACGCGGUCUCCGGAGACUUCUGGGCCGCUUUGCCCGGGUUACCUUAUCGACCUGAUGAUGCCGGGCGUGAGCUUUGAUUUGUUGGAUUUUGUUUGAUUUAAAAAUGAAUUCAAAUUUGCAACUAAUCCGUUCGCUGUUACGUGAAAUCCGUCUUACAUCCAGUGAAAGUAAAAUAAAGGAGAACAUUGUCGUGCGUUACAUCAUGGAGCAGGCUAGAGCACAUAAGGAAACUUCCGAGACGCUUUGCAAAGCUCGUGAGGAAUUGCUUCACUUGGCGACUACUUAUAAUUGCUAUUUAAGUUCUCUGAGAACUUAUAAUGAAAUUAACACCCAGUACGCUGGAGCUGGAGAGCGCACUGUUCGCGAGACUGCUGAUCUGGUCGGCUUCAAACUUCCCCACGAUCCAAAGUAAAUAACAUAUACUUUAUUAUUCAAAUGCAGUUUUAUUAUGUGUAUAAAGAAAAUAGUAUGUAGAUUGCAAUAAAUUUUUACGUAUUAUACUAUUAUAUGAGAUA